AUGACAAUAAAGUUGUUGGAGAGGUGGAAACAUCGGUCCCAUGCUCCGCCUUCAAAUACCAUUCGCAAAUCAAAGUCUCGCGAGUUGCUCAAUAAGGUUCUCGGCCACAAAUCCCCUGCUCAACAUAGCCAUAAACCGUCACCAGAUUCUGUGCAAAUUGACCAACCCAAGCUCAAGACCAUCACUGAACAAAGUAUCCAUUCUGUAGCACUGGCAUGCUCCAGCGAUAUCUCAUCGAUCAUUUCUCCAUACCAAGAACAUCAACCAACUGAUUCCACCAUAAAUGGAUUUGCAAUUGUUCUGACACCACCUCAAGAACAGCCGUCUAUCAGCGAGCCUCCACAUAUACCUGCCGCCACCAUAUAUGCCGAGGAUAUCGAUAAUCUUUCAUUUUUGCAUGAUACUGUCGAUGGAGUGUCUCACAGUACUGCCCGCAACUCGCUACAAAAUGUGUCAUUUCAGCCGGAGGAACUGACCGAUGUUGGCUCGCUCACAAAUGCCAAAAUCCAGGUGUUUAAACCUCACCGCAGUUCUCGAAGGAGCCUCAAACUCGUAUCGCCAGCUGCAACUGCUCCGUCCAUCGGAGAAGUGGACAUAGUACAGCCAAUUGUUCCAGAACAGCCAUUAGCUGCUGUCUUCGAGAACCAGAGUCCAAUAAUACGAUCGCCACUUUUAGGAAGUGAUACUGACGAAUCUACAACCAGCGAUCUCUACCGACACGAAAUGGUCGAGCUCGUUAAUAGCAACCGAGCUCUUCUUGAGAAAAAAGAGCGAGAAAUUGCGGUGUUGAGAGAACUUCUACAACAAGAAAGACGAAUAAACUCGUAUCUCUCGUCGCCGCAACAAAAGCAUAAACCACAACCAUCAUCUGGACGCAAAUUCCGCCCCAGAUUCAUUCCCUUGGACAUUAGCAUUACCAAUUCUGAACCCUCAGAGCCACACACGAAACCUUCUGCCCUUAUGGAACCGUUUGACCCACGGCCGUUCGAGAUCACACCCAGACUGGCAGAAUCGCCAAAACAAAUGGAUAAUACAACUCCAAAAAGCCGAAUGUCUACGACCUCUUCAAUUUACUUCUCUGCAUCGGAAGAUACCAUACCUAAUAUCUCGACACCCGAACUAUCAAUCGUACAAGAGAUGAACAGCAUGGAAAUAACCAGCAAGAAUUCAGUUCUGGAACUUCGAAGUUCUGAUAAUACUUAUACCCUUUCGGCCGAGUCGCUUGGGUUCCAAAGAAAGGAAUCAAACAGCACAAUGGCAUCAGAUUUACUAGAAAUUAGUCUUUCGAUCAAAAAUUAA
Molecule: messenger RNA, 1299 nt
Organism: Meyerozyma guilliermondii ATCC 6260
Lineage: Eukaryota; Fungi; Ascomycota; Pichiomycetes; Serinales; Debaryomycetaceae
Exons: 1
Coding region: 1-1299 (432 amino acids)
Source: RefSeq, a predicted model, not a curated record